AUGGAGGAUCUAAAGAAUGGGCAUCGACAGUCGUCGCCUCUCACUGGGAUCAAAGUUACAUUUGCUAUCGUUGUGAUAGCUACAGCCUUGGCCUGGGCCUAUCUCACGUAUUCAGAGACAUCAAUGUUUUGUCCACAACAAGGACAGACUCUCCUCGUGUCGGAUUCGGCAGCACCGCAAUCAGCUUUAACGUGUCCUCCCUGUCAGUACAAAGAAGAAAAAGUAGCGCCAUCUUCAAACACCGACUGGUUUACUCAUGUGGGGGAGGAGGACGACGCUGAGGCCAUGCUGAGAGGAAUCUCUUACAUAACUCGAAGGACAAUCAGUUCUCCAAAGCAGCAUCUGCUUGGAGGAAAUCCUCUACUAGGAGGCGACGUCGGACGACUCGAUGGUGCAUGGCCAGUUGCGCUCACUGUCUAUUCUUUUGGCAUCAAUUACGAUUUCUCAUUCGAUGAUGCUGUCGCAGAUGCUUAUGGAUGUCAAGUCUUUUCCUUUGAUCGCAAGUUACCACUACCGGUUUUGGGACAAGCUACAAUGACAAAUGAUACUCACAGAAGGUCGGAUAAAGUCAUGUUUUACAAGAUUGGCCUCUCAGAUACGAGUGGCGUUAACGAUCAAGGCUGGAACACGACAACUGUGAAAGAGACGAUGGCCACGUUGGGCCAUGACAGAAUCGAUGUAUUCAAAAUGGAUAUUGAAGGUUUGGGCAAAUCACAUAUUUCACUCGUCAAACACAGAUUACUUACUCUUCUCCUUCCAAAUAAUGAAACUCUCACAGGUGGAGAGUGGCCUGUGUUGAAACAAUGGCUGGUAGAGCAACCAGAAGUGCUGGCGAAGAUUGACCAACUGUCAUUGGAAAUCCACUUUGAUUGGCGAAAGGCUUCAGAUCAAGCUGAUAUGCUCAGAGACUUACAAGCCAAGGCUGGCUUGAGAAUAUGGAAUUGGCAUACGAAUCCGCUGGUCGGGUCUUUGAAUUUAGGCAACAUUAAGCCAAUGCAGCUAGCGUUCCUGUAUGAAGUUUCCUUCAUGCGACCAGCCAACUGA
Messenger RNA from Synchytrium microbalum, 1044 nucleotides. RefSeq lists its product as uncharacterized. NCBI's taxonomy places the organism in Eukaryota, Fungi, Chytridiomycota, Chytridiomycetes, Synchytriales, Synchytriaceae. The record is from RefSeq and is a predicted model, not a curated record. Bases 1 to 1044 code for a protein of 347 amino acids. The transcript has 7 exons.